GAAUUUCAGCUAUCCCCUCCUGUGGCUUUCCUCAUCAGCGGCUACCCUAUUGUGGCUUUUUUCAUCGGCAGCUUUUGAUUUUUCACGAAAUCUAAAAUGGGUGUUUGUUCGUGUUCGUGAAUCAUGAGAUGUAUGCCUCUUCGACGAAACCAGUUUAAUCUCGAGGCGAGAUAGGUGUUGAUCGUUAGAUUUUUACUUGUGUUGCUUGUAUGUAACUCAGAAAAUUGGGGCUUUUGUUCGUGACCGUAAAAAACAGUAGGUUUGUUCAUAGCCAUGAAUUUCGGCUACCUUUUGUUCUUGAGAAAGCAAAGAUGGGUGAAUGCUCUUGAACGUGAAAUCGGGUGUCUCUCUCUUUGGCGUACCCAAUUGCAGCUGCAGCCAGUGGGAGUUUUGGUUUCUAAUGAGAUGCACACUUGAGGGGCUUGGGGUUUUCGGAUAUAAAAAAAGCACCAAGAAUGGAAGAUUCAUAUUCUGUCAGUAGCCCCAGAAGAAUCCUCAGCCUAUCAAAGAAGAGGCGGGCAAGUGUGUCCUUCCAAGAUCCGGAUGAAAAGUUAUCCGGGUUUCGAUUGCCUGAAGAACAUGGUCCCAAAACUUCAGAAGUUUAUGGCUUUGUAGGCUCUAUCACAACCAUCGUUGCUACAGCUAUUUUCUUGAUAUGGGCAUAUGUUCCCGAGUCGUGGCUGCAUUCUGUAGGGAUCUUCUACUAUCCUAGCAGGUAUUGGGCAUUGGCAGUGCCAACUUACGCUAUGGUGACGGUUGUAUUAGCAUUGGGGUUCUACAUUGGCCUCAACUUCAUGUUCACCCCUCCCCCUACUUCCUUGAACUCUUUAUUUGAUGAAUUCAGUAGAGAACCCGCAACCUCAAAGCCUUCCAUGGAGGGAGAUGAUCAGCCCAUUGAACCUAUUUCUGAUAUUGGCAUUGACAGAAUCAAUCAUCUCAUGUUUAAAGAUGUCAAAUGAAAGUGACCCUUUGAUCACGGCUCACCCGUCAUUGCUAUUUUGCUAUUUGUUCUUUUUUUUUUUUUUUUGGGUGUAAGAAUGGUGAGACUAUGUUCGAAAGCCAUUGAGAAGUAUUACGGCCCACAGGGUUCGUCUUUGUAGUUGUGUAUAUUCUUUCCCUCACACUGAAAUUGCCAUUAGCUAUCCAUCAAUGCAACAAAAAGAAGAAAACCAAAACAUG
Messenger RNA from Morus notabilis, 1179 nucleotides. Its product is annotated as phosphatidylinositol N-acetylglucosaminyltransferase subunit P. The coding region runs from base 456 to 959 and encodes 167 amino acids. NCBI's taxonomy places the organism in Eukaryota, Viridiplantae, Streptophyta, Magnoliopsida, Rosales, Moraceae. The record is from RefSeq and is a predicted model, not a curated record. The transcript has 5 exons.